AUGGAAUUCUCGAAUUUCGAGGGUGCUUCACAGUACGGCCCACAAGAUGAUGAUCUCACAUCAGUCUAUUCAGCCGUACCCAACUCAGUGAUCAAUGGAAGCUCAAACCACAAUCAUCAUCAUCAUGCUCCUUCAACGAUAAAUGGGGAUUUUACCAGUCAGUUCAAUGAUCUGGGGAUAUCAGAUCCUUCAAAUGGGCUGAGAUACGGGGAUGACGAAUUUGAUGAGAGGGAGAGGGAGAUGUUGGGUGCUGGAGUUGAACAUGCUUGCGCUUACUGCGGUAUACAUAAUCCUCAAUGUGUAGUAAAGUGCAUGCACUGCAACAAAUGGUUCUGUAAUUCUCGAGGAAACACCUCCGCAUCACAUAUUGUCAAUCACCUGGUCAAAGCCAAACAUAAGGAAGUAGUAUUGCACAAGGAGAGCGCUUUGGGUGAUACAGUACCAGAAUGCUAUAAUUGUGGAAGUAAAAACGUAUUCAUGUUAGGUUUCAUUCCCGCUAAAAGUGAUACAGUCGUUGUACUUCUCUGUCGACAACCCUGUGCCGCAUUGACCAACUCGAGAGAUAUUAACUGGGAUACCUCUCAAUGGUCAGCUAUCAUCGAUGAUCGACAAUUCUUAUCUUGGUUGGUCAAAAUUCCAUCUGAAGCUGAACAAUUACGAGCGAGACAGAUCUCUUUGGCCCAAAUCGCCAAAUUGGAAGAAUUAUGGAGAGAUAAUCCUGAUGCUAAGUUAGAGGAUGCAGAAGCUCAGUCAGGUGAAGAGGAAAUGCAACCUAUCCUGUUGAGGUACGAGGAUGCUUAUCAGUAUCAAAACAUAUUUGGGCCGUUGGUGAAGAUAGAAGCAGAUUACGAUAAGAGAAUGAAAGAAUCGCAAACCGAGAAUGAUAUUACCAUACGAUGGGAUAUGGGUUUGAACCAAAAGAGAUUAGCAUGGUUCUGUAUGCCAAAAUUGGAAUCAGGAGAAGUCAGAUUGGCUGUAGGAGAUGAGCUGAGAUUGAAAUUCGUCGGUACGACUUCAGCUGGCUGGGAAGGUAUUGGAAGUGUCAUCAAGAUCCCUAACAACGUCUCUGACGAGAUUUGCCUGGAAUUGAGACGAAACGAUGGCGUACCUUCCGAUUGUACCCAUGGCUUCUCGGUGGAUUUUGUCUGGAAAGCUACAAGUUUCGAUAGGAUGCAAGCGGCCAUGAAGACAUUUGCGAUCGACGAGAAGAGUGUCAGCGGAUAUAUCUACCACAAACUCCUCGGACACGAGCUCGAACCUCAAGUGUUACGUACUCAAAUGCCAAAGAGGUUCUCAGCACCCAAUCUACCCGAGCUGAAUCACUCCCAAAUGGCUGCUGUCAAGGCGGUUUUACAAAAACCUCUCAGUUUGAUUCAAGGUCCUCCUGGUACUGGUAAAACAGUCACUUCGGCGUCUAUCGUCUACCACUUAGCCAAGAUGAACCCCGGUCAAGUCUUGGUCUGCGCACCUUCCAACGUAGCUGUCGAUCACUUGUGUGAGAAGAUUCACCAAACUGGUUUGAAGGUAGUCCGACUUGCUGCCAAGUCUCGAGAAGCUCUAGGGUCAAAUGUGGACUUUCUUUCCCUCCACAAUCAAGUAAACAAUGCCGAUACUCAUCCCGAACUUCAGAAACUCAUCCAACUUAGGAACGAUCAAGGUGAAUUGAGUCAGAGCGAUGAAAGGAAAUAUAAGAGUUUGGUCAGAGCCUGCGAGAAGGAUAUUCUAAAUGCGGCGGAUGUUAUUUGUACAACCUGUGUUGGUGCUGGUGAUCAACGAUUAAGUAAAUUCAAGUUCAGGACCGUUUUGAUCGAUGAGGCUACCCAAUCAGCUGAACCAGAAUGUAUGAUCCCUCUCGUCAUGGGAUGUAAACAAGCUGUCCUCGUUGGUGAUCAUCAGCAACUUGGCCCAGUCAUCAUGAACAAGAAAGCUGCCAGGGCUGGUUUAUCUCAAUCUUUAUUCGAAAGACUUGUCAUCUUGGGUAAUCGACCAAUCCGACUUCAAGUUCAAUAUCGAAUGCACCCAUGCUUGUCCGAAUUCCCAUCUAACAUGUUCUACGAAGGUACUUUACAGAAUGGUGUUACUGCUCCCGAGAGGCUCCGUAAGAACGUCGAUUUCCCUUGGCCAGUCAGCGACACACCGAUGUUUUUCCAUCAAAAUCUUGGUACGGAGGAAAUUUCAUCUAGUGGAACGUCCUUCUUAAACAGGACUGAGGCCUCCAAUGUAGAGAAGAUGGUCACCAAAUUCUUCAAGUCGGGUGUACUCCCUUCUCAAAUUGGUGUUAUCACACCCUACGAAGGUCAAAGAUCGUACAUCGCAGCUUAUAUGCAAUUGCAUGGCAGUCUCAAGAAGGAUUUAUACAAAGAGGUGGAAGUCGCCUCUGUUGAUGCUUUCCAAGGUAGAGAGAAGGAUUAUAUCAUUCUAAGUUGUGUUAGAUCAAACGAGCAUCAAGGUAUCGGUUUCCUGAACGAUCCUAGACGAUUGAACGUCGCUUUGACCCGAGCCAAGUAUGGUGUGGUCAUUCUGGGUAAUCCAAAGGUUUUGAGCAAGCACCCCCUUUGGUUAUACCUCCUUACACAUUACAAAGAGAAAUCGUGUUUCGUUGAAGGUCCCUUGAGUAACCUACAACCUAGUAUGAUCCAAUUCUCGAGACCCAAGAAAUCUCUAGCAGCAGCUAUGGAUCCAUUCAAGAGACGAGAGAGUCCUGCUGGAGAAUACAUGGACAAGAAUGUCGGAAGAGUACCUGGUCCAGCUGCUGGCCGAUUCGAUCCAUCAUACUAUCGAACUCACAACACAAUGUCAUUCGUCCCAUCCGACGCUCAAUCAGUCAUCUCCCAAGCCAUCACCAACUCCGCAUUCCCCCUAUUCCCACCUGGCGGAUCUAAACCCAAGACAUAUACGGGUUAUGCAUCCUCAGUGAUUUCUCAACAACCCACCGAUUCAGGAUUAGGUUUACCAUCCAAUGGCAACUCCAAGGGAAACUUGACACCCGGUAUUGGUGGAAUCGGAUAUUCUCAAUUUGAUAGAUUGGGAGGAGGCAAGAGAAGAGGUAGUUUCACGAGCGAGGCUGCCAGUGCGUCGAUGUAUGCCUACGGGUAUAAAGGAGGGGAUGGCGAGGAUGAUACAUUGAGUGUUGCGCCGAGUCAAGCUGGAAUGACAGAAUUUUAG
Messenger RNA from Kwoniella botswanensis, 3165 nucleotides. RefSeq lists its product as uncharacterized. Gene Ontology annotation, biological process: nuclear-transcribed mRNA catabolic process, nonsense-mediated decay. The transcript is spliced from 13 exons. The record is from RefSeq and is a predicted model, not a curated record. Bases 1 to 3165 code for a protein of 1054 amino acids. NCBI's taxonomy places the organism in Eukaryota, Fungi, Basidiomycota, Tremellomycetes, Tremellales, Cryptococcaceae. Gene Ontology annotation, molecular function: ATP binding; RNA helicase activity; hydrolase activity. Gene Ontology annotation, cellular component: cytoplasm.